AUGGGCUCCAUCGACGACAGCCACACGCAGGCUGCGCAGACGAAGCCGUUGCCGUUCAAUCUGACUGAGGUGGACCGCCAGGUGCUGGCCUUGACAGACGACGAGUUUGUUUAUCAUGACUGGGACGAACUAAAGGACAUCAUCGGACGAAAUGACCUCGGCGCCCUCCGCCGCGCACCCUCGGAUCUACGCCGCUACAUAGCAUGGACGGACUCGAUAAAGUCCAGCUUCGGCGGCAUUACAAACUACAUCUGCCAGCGGCGGCUCCACUGGACAACGUCCUCCAACCCCGAUAUCGCGUCCAUUCCCUGGGCCAACGCGACCCCCUUUGCCGAUGCCUCAGACUACAAAAUCCUGCGCAACGACUGGCCGUACGGCCUCACGCCGGAUAUCGCGCACAUCGUGGUGUGGUCGAAAACGCCGAUAGCCGCGAAACCCGACACGGGGGAGGCGACGGAUGAGUCGAAGGCGUUGAUUGAGGCCUUUGUGGAUCGCACUUUCGUGCAGCGGUUGCAGAGGGAUCCUGUCUGUGAGGGCAUGGCGAAAGAGGAGGUUAGGAGGGAAAAGGUAUUGUGGUUUAAGAAUUGGACGGCUUUGCAGAGUGUGCGCAGUCUGGAGCAUUUUCACGUCUUGCUUAGAGGCGUCCCCGAUGAUUUGAUUACGGAGUGGACCGAUGAGCGGCGUAUUGUGCAGGAACUUCCUUGA
This is a messenger RNA of Talaromyces proteolyticus, 705 nucleotides long. RefSeq lists its product as uncharacterized. Gene Ontology annotation, cellular component: cytoplasm. Lineage: Eukaryota; Fungi; Ascomycota; Eurotiomycetes; Eurotiales; Trichocomaceae. Gene Ontology annotation, biological process: N-acetylglucosamine metabolic process. The transcript has 2 exons. The coding region runs from base 1 to 705 and encodes 234 amino acids. The record is from RefSeq and is a predicted model, not a curated record.